Molecule: messenger RNA, 5464 nt
Organism: Microcebus murinus (gray mouse lemur)
Lineage: Eukaryota; Metazoa; Chordata; Mammalia; Primates; Cheirogaleidae
Gene: MSTN
Product: myostatin
Cellular component (GO): extracellular region
Molecular function (GO): growth factor activity; cytokine activity
Source: RefSeq, a predicted model, not a curated record
GUCCUUGCCUUGCUUAAACACUCUCUCUCUCUCUCUCUCUCUCUCACUGGUCUUUUGAGAUUUGUUUUCUACUCCCUGGCUACCUUUGAUGCUCAUUAAACUUAGUUUGACCUAAAUAUGAACUUGUGUUAGGUAAGGGUUCUGUCACCUUAAGUAGUUGUGUCAUAGCCAGCAUGGCAACUCCUUAGCAUGGUCCCGUGGUUUCCGUUAAGAGCCAUGAGGUGUGAGUAGCCAGAGAUCUAGGUAGCCAGAGAUCAUUAAAUGUGAAAGCUGCACUGGGAUGCUCAAAGUGCUCAGUGCUCUACCAGAGAACUACUGGAGUGGUCAGAGCACAGGGACCUGCAACACCAAUCUCCUCUGCCAGGUUGAGGAAGAGGGAACUCAAUAGAAAUGCUAUGAACCACAGUCAAAUUAAACUAAAAACACAACCAGAGUCACUAGGGAAGUCUAUAAAUAUACAAAUUUAACCUACUGAAAAAUUAGAAAGUUGGCAUUUCUGGUAUUUAAGGAGAUAUUUAUUCAUUUAUUGGUUUGAUUGUUCAAUAAACACCCUGUUGCCAUCUAAUUAUGUGCCAGGUACUGGACCAAGAGCUGAAGAGAUAAAAAAGAACAAAAUAAUUCCCUGUCCUCAAAGAGCUCAGUCUGUUGGGGGAUGGAGGGUUAGAGAUGGGAGGACAAGUAAGGAAAGAAUUAAAACACAAGCAUGUGAGAAUUGUAUUAAAAGACGAGGGCACAAUCUAUACAAUUUAAUACUGUAUUUGAGUCUGCUAUCUUUUUCCAAUAGAAAAAUGAGGAAGCCAAAUUAUAACUUUAUUUCCAUUUUCUGUAUUUCAAACCUAUGAUAAAUAGACUAGAGCUCCCAUUUUGAGAAAAAGGGAUGGGAGAAAUUAUAUUUUGAAGUUUUCUUGGAUUAAUUCUACCUCUAAAGGACAAUGUGAUACACGAACUUUAUUAAUUAGACAUUAUUAUGAGGCAUUGCCAUGGUAUGAAUGUUCUCACCUCAACACUGACAUGAAGACCAUCUGCAAGAAAUCCCUCAAUACCACUGAUUUCAGUCUAUAUCCUAGAGCUGCAAAUGUUCUGCAAAUGUCCUCUAGAUUGCCUAUAAAUUUGUAGCUCAUGAUUAUCAUAGAAUAAUAUUUUAUUUCUGCUCUUGGCAAUAAUUAUGUACUAAUGAAUAAAUAUACAAUGUUUUAAAAAUUACCAUAUUUAAUGUCUCAUUAAAAGCCAAAGCACAAGUAUUGGGAAGAAGGGACUGAAAGUUAGAGGGGGAAAUAUUCAAUUGAAGUAGGAUAACAAUUACUACUUUGGGGCCAUGGUUUUCAAAGUGUGGUCUGGGAAUCCGUUGGGUGGUUCCCAAGACCCUUCCUGAAAGUCUGUGAAAUAAAAACUAUUUUCAUAAUAACAACUAAGAUUUCUUUUUUGUCUCACUUUCUUUCUUUCCUAUGUGUACAAUGGAGUUUUCUAGAGACUUUACUAUGUGUGAAGUCAUAAUCAUCUGUCAGCAAAUUCUGUAUGUCUGUAUAUGCCUCUGUACUAAAACUUUUCAGUUCUAAUUUAUAAUAUGUUACAUAUUGAUAGAUAUGAUCCAUAAAAGCAAAUAAUUUUGAGGAUCCUAAAUAAAUUUUAAGAGAGUAAAGGAAUCCUGACACCAAAAAGUUUGAAAAUUACUGAUUUAGGGGGUAAACCUUAACUAAAAGGGCAUAUCUAAUCAAAUUUCCUCAUAUUUUAUAUGAAGAAACUAGACCAUAGGUUUCAUGAAGACAGUGAUUGUGUCUGGCUCAUUGUUUUAUCCUCAGAAUGUAGUAUAGUGCCAGGUACACAAUAAGCAUUCAAAUAUUUCAUAAACUAAUAAAUGAAUUCAUACAUACAUACAUACAUUUAUAAAUGAAGGCUUCACUAAUUGACUUAUUCAAGGAUACAUAAAAUGUCAGCUGCAAAGCCAGAACUAUAUUCUAAGUCUCCUGUCUUCUAUUCCUAUAUUAUUGCUCCCUAGCUCAAGAAUAUUUUUGUUGUUUUUAAUUUUUGUCUUAUAAUAUAUUGAAAGCCUGGGUGAUCAGUUAUCAUCAAUGUGGGAUGAUUACCUUCUCAUGAUGUUGUGUGACUUGAGCACUACAUAGUUUUUUUCUGGCUUUAAGAAUAAUCAACAUGAAUUAAUGCCAAAGGGAUGUUAUUAUAGGAAAAUGGAAGAAUGAUCAGAAAAUAUAACUUUCUGUUUUUUCCCCCAAAGCAGUUGAAUUUUGCAUGAUCCAUUCAUAUUCAAAUUACUAAUCUCCUCCUCCUUUCUUUGGUCAUAUCAUUAAACUUCUGGCAAGUCUUUAGAUUAGUGCACUCAGUAGUAGUUUCUGGACUCCAGAAAAAGUAAAACCAUAAACAAUUUUUUUAAAAAUAUACUUUUUACCCUCAAAGUUGUUUUGAGACAACUCAUGAGUAUUUGUAACAGAGAUGAGAAAAGUCUGCUUGCCACUGCACUGAUGGCUACAGAAAAUGGAAGGCCCACAACAGCCCACCAAGUACAAAGAAGAAUACAAGUCUUGUGAGGUGCUGCAUUGACCACCUAAAUUCUGACUCCUGUGAGAAACUGUUUUCAAAGAUCACUAACCUAAGACAAGGCCAACAAGAUUUAUUUCUUUUAUGAAGUAGUCAAAUGAAUCAGCUCACCCUUGACUGUAACAAAAUACUGUUUGGUGACUUGUGACAGACAGGGUUUUAACCUCUGACAGCGAGAUUCAUUGUGGAGCAAGAGCCAAUCAUAGAUCCUGACGACACUUGUCUCAUCUAAGUUGGAAUAUAAAAAGCCACUUGGAAUACAGUAUAAAAGAUUCACUGCUGUGGCAAGUUGUCUCUCAGACUGUACAUGCAUUAAAAUUUUGCGUGGCAUUACUCAAAAGCAAAAGAAAAGCAAAAGGAAGAAAUAAGAACAAGGAAAAAGAUUGUACUGAAUUUUUAAAUCAUGCAAAAAUUGCAAAUCUAUGUUUAUAUUUACCUGUUUAUGCUGAUUGUUGCUGGUCCAGUGGAUCUAAAUGAGAACAGUGAGCAAAAAGAAAAUGUGGAAAAAGAGGGGCUGUGUAAUGCAUGUACCUGGAGACAGAACACUAAAUCUUCAAGAAUAGAAGCCAUAAAAAUUCAAAUCCUCAGUAAACUUCGCCUGGAAACAGCUCCUAACAUCAGCAAAGAUGCUAUAAGACAACUUUUACCCAAAGCUCCUCCACUCCGGGAACUGAUUGAUCAGUACGAUGUCCAGAGGGAUGACAGCAGUGAUGGCUCUUUGGAAGAUGAUGAUUAUCAUGCUACGACAGAAACAAUCAUUACUAUGCCUACAGAAUCUGAUUUGCUAAUGCAAGUGGAUGGAAAACCCAAAUGUUGCUUCUUUAAAUUUAGCUCUAAAGUACAAUACAACAAAGUAGUAAAGGCCCAACUGUGGAUAUAUCUGAGACCCGUCAAGACUCCUACAACAGUGUUUGUACAAAUCCUGAGACUCAUCAAACCCAUGAAAGACGGUACAAGGUAUACUGGAAUCCGAUCUCUGAAACUUGACAUGAACCCAGGCACUGGUAUUUGGCAGAGCAUUGAUGUGAAGACAGUGUUGCAAAAUUGGCUCAAACAACCUGAAUCCAACUUAGGCAUUGAAAUCAAAGCUUUAGAUGAGAAUGGUCAUGAUCUUGCUGUAACCUACCCAGGACCAGGAGAAGAUGGGCUGAAUCCCUUUUUAGAGGUCAAGGUAACAGACACACCAAAAAGAUCUAGAAGAGAUUUUGGUCUUGACUGUGAUGAGCACUCAACAGAAUCGCGAUGCUGCCGUUACCCUUUAACUGUGGAUUUUGAAGCUUUUGGGUGGGAUUGGAUUAUUGCACCUAAAAGAUAUAAGGCCAAUUAUUGCUCUGGAGAGUGUGAAUUUGUAUUUUUACAAAAAUAUCCUCAUACUCAUCUUGUACAUCAAGCAAACCCCAGAGGUUCAGCAGGCCCUUGCUGUACUCCCACAAAGAUGUCACCGAUUAAUAUGCUAUAUUUUAAUGGCAAAGAACAAAUAAUAUAUGGGAAAAUUCCAGCCAUGGUAGUAGACCGCUGUGGGUGCUCAUGAGAUUUAUAGUAUGUUCAUAACUUCCUAAAACAUGGAAGGUCUUCCCCUCAAUGAUUUUGAAACUGUGAAAUUAUGUACCACGUACUACAGAUCUAGAUAUGCUACAGUCACUAAAGCAUAAGCUACAGUAUAUGAACUAAAAGAGAGACUAUAUGCAAUGGUUGGCAUUUAACCAUCAAAAUAAAUCAUACAAUAAAAAUUUUAUGAUUUCCAGAGUUUUUGAACUAGAAGGAGAUCAAAUUACAUUUAUGUUCAUAUAUACUACAACACAGGCAAGGGAAUGAAAGCAAUUCUCCUUGUGUUCUGAUGAAUUAAAGGAGUAUGCUUUAAAGUCUAUUUCUUUACAGGUUCAUUUAAUAUUUACAGAAAAAUCUAUAUAUAGUAUUGGUAAAAUGCAGGAUUGUUAUACACCAUUGUUUGAAUCAUCCUUAAACACUUGAAUUUAUAUUGUAUGAUGGCAUACUUGGUAAGAUAAAAUUCCAAAAAAUAGGAAUGGUACACGAUAUGCAAGUUUCCAUUCCUAUUAUAAUUGGUAUAGUAUAUUAAAAAUCCAUGCCAAUGGUGCUAAUACAAUAAUAGGUGGAAUGAAUGAUGUUAUUAGGUUUAUCAAAUAAAAAACAUUCAGUAAAAUACUAAGUUUCUCCUUGCUUCAGGUAUAAUUUCAUACACUUCCAAAUGGGGAAUGAAUUUUCUUUAAUGAAAGAAGAAUCAUUUUCCAAGAGGCCAGCUUUCAAUUCUGUAGCAUACUUGGAGAAACUGCAUUAUCUUAAAAGGCAGCCAACAUUUUUAUUAAAAUUGCAAAAUUACAUACUUGAAGUUAAAUAUUUGAAGAAGUAUGUUAUUUUUUCUUUGCAAAAUUAUAACACUGCCUUUGAAACACAGCGGUUUUUAUGAUAAAAUAAUGGAAAUGACUGAUUCUAUCAAUAUUGUAUAAAAAGACUUUGAAACAAUUGCAUUUAUAUUAUAUAAUAUGUAUACAAUAUUGUUUUGUAAAUAAGUGUCUCCUUUUUUAUUUACUUUGGUAUAUUUUUACACUAAGGACAUUUCAAAUUAAGUAUUAAGGCACAAAGACAUGUUAUGUAUCACAGAAAAGCAACUGCUUAUAUUUCAGAGCAAAUUAGAAAAUUAAAUAGUGGUCUUAAAACUCCAUAUGUUAAUGGUUAGAUGGUUAUAUUACAAUCAUUUUAUAUUUUUUUACAUUACUAACAUUCACUUAUGGAUUUAUGAUGGCUGUAUAAUGUGAAUGUGAAAUUUCAAUGGUUUACUGUCAUUGUAUUCAAAUCUCAACGUUCCAUUAUUUUAAUACUUAUAAAUAUUACUAAGAAUACCAAAAUAAUUAACUCCAUUAUCUGAAGUGAAGAAUAAUAAACUGAUGCUAUCUCA